AUGUCUGUUAAGUUUAAGUUAGACACAGGAGCAGAAACAAAUGUACUACCGCAGGCUGUGUACAAGACAUUGAAGAGAAAAGCCAGGCGUGAAAAACGAAUAAACUUGCAACUAAAACCGACAAAAACUGUGUUGGUGGCGUACGGUGGAGUUAAGCUGAAACCAGAAGGGACAAUCUCACUGGAGUGCUCCAAUGCCCAAACCAAAUCCAACCAGCUGUUCUAUGUGUCAAACCACUCAGACACAGCUAUCCUAGGCAAGGAUGCAUGUGAAGCGUUAGGUCUGAUAAAGAGGAUGGACAUUGACACGCUCGCAGUCAAGUUCCCAACUACAAAAGAGGAGCUGUUAAAGCAACAUGCAAGUGUCUUUGAAGGACUUGGUGAGUUCUCAGGUGAACAUCACAUCCACAUUGACCCUACAGUCACUCCUGUCAUACAUGGCUGCAGGAAAAUACCACUGUCAGUUAUGGACAGACUGAGAGACACGCUUGAUGACCUGCUAAAAGCAGACGUUGUUGAACAAGUAACUGAGCCGACGACAUGGGUCAAUAGUCUUGUAGUCACAGAAAAGAAAGACAAGAAGAAGCUGAGGGUUUGCCUAGACCCCACUGACCUAAACAAAGCUAUUUUGAGACAGCAUUAUUCAAUUCCCACAGCAGAUGAGGUGUUGUGUAAACUAGCUGGUAAGAAAAUCUUCACAGUACUGGAUGAGAAAGACGGCUAUUGGCAAAUAAAGCUGGACAAGGAGUCGUCGCUACUGUGCACUUUCAACACGCCAUGGGGGCGCUAUAGGUUUAAGCGCCUGCCAUUUGGAAUCAAGUCGGCGAGUGAAGUUUUUCAGCAACGCAACUGCGAGACAUUUGGGGACAUCAUGGGUGUUCACAUAAUUGCUGAUGACAUGAUUAUCGCUGCGUCCACAGAAAAGGAACAUGACGAAAUACUGCAAAAGGUGAUGACUAGAGCAAAGGAGGCUAAUGUCAAAUUCAAUAAAGAGAAGAUCCAAUACAAGGUGAACAGUGUCAAAUACAUGGGUCAUGUUGUGACCUCAGAGGGUGUUAAAGUAGACGAAGCAAAAGUUAAGGCAAUAGUUGACAUGCCAUCACCCACAGACAGACCGGCUCUGCAACGCAUGCUUGGGAUGAUCAAGUAUCUCUCACAGUACAUACCUGGAGAAGCGACGGCCACAGCGCCACUGAGACAGCUGCUGAGAAAAGACAGUGCUUGGCAAUGGCAACACGAACAUGAGGAAGCUGUAAAUAGUCUAAAAAAUGCGCUUGUCACAGCCCCUGUUCUCAAAUUCUUUGACCCAAAGAAAGCUGUCGUGAUACAAGCAGAUGCAUCCAAGGACGGUUUAGGUGCAUGUCUAAUGCAAGAUGGACAUCCUAUCGCCUAUGCAUCCAGAGCUCUAACGGACACAGAGAAAAACUAUGCACAGAUAGAGAAGGAGCUUCUGGCUAUCGUGUUUUCAGUGAAACGCUUUCACCAGUACGCCUAUGGAGUCAAGGUUAAUGUGCAGUCAGAUCACAAACCUUUGGAAACGAUCCUGAGAAAGCCACUGGGAACAGCUCCGUCCAGACUACAGCGGAUGCUACUUCAGCUGCAACGCUAUGACCUGAAUGUAAUUUACACGCCAGGUAAAGAGUUACUGAUCGCAGACACACUCUCACGAGCAACUACACAUGAGCAACCGGGUGAGUGUGACAUUUUUGAAGAAAAAGUGAUCUAUGCUCUUGAGCCAACAGAGGCCCUAAGCCCAGAGACUCUGGCACAGUUAAAGCUUGAGACACAAAAUGACGUCAUACUGCAAACAUUGCUGGACAUUCACAGGCAGGGCUGGCCACAUCACAGAAAACAAGUCGACAAAAAGGUGAUGCAAUACUGGCCUAUUAGGCACUCAGUGUCAAUUAGAGAAGGAAUAAUGUUUGCAGGAGACAGAAUUAUUCUACCUACUAAAAUGAGGUCAGACAUGUUACAGAGGCUGCAUGUGGCACACCAAGGUAUGCAGCGCACCAAAGCUCUGGCCAGAGUACACUGGUAUUGGCCAGGUAUGACUAGAGACAUUGAAAAAAUGGUUGAGGAAUGUGCAACUUGCCAGCAGUUCCAACCUCGCCAACAGAGGGAGCCGAUGAUCUCUCAUGAAAUCCCAGAGCUUCCAUGGCUGAAAGUAGGAGCUGACAUAUUUGAAAUCAGUGGUCAGUCAUUUCUUCUGGUUGUAGAUUAUUUCUCCAAAUACCCGGAAGUACUAAACAUAAGAGACAAGACAACACACACAGUCAUUAACAAGAUGAAAUCGGUCUUUGCCAGAGUGGGAAUACCUAAAGAAAUUGUGUGCGACCAUGUGCCUUUUGCAAGCCAAGAAAUGAGAAAGUUUGCCACAGCAUGGGGAAUUAAGCUCACUCACUCCAGCCCAGGCUAUGCGCAGUCAAAUGGCCUGGCCGAGAGAACAGUGAAGACUGUUAAGUACCUGUUAAAGAAGGCCAAACAAACCAACACUGACCCAUUUCUGGCACUUCUAACUCUCAGGAACACACCUGUCACAGGUAUGGGCUAUUCUCCAGCACAACUGCUUAUGGGCAGGGUCCUGAGAAGCACUUUACCCAGCUCAAGCACAGUACUGCAACCUGCAGUACCAACUAAUGCACUUUCUACUCUUCAGGAUCUCCAGCGAAGACAGCGUGCUUAUUACAACAGAGGCACAAAGAAACUUCCGAUGCUGCCGCCUGGUGGGAUUGUUCACAUGAAAACUGAACGAGGAUGGAGUCCUGCUGUUGUCAUGGCGACAUGCGCUGAACCACGGUCCUAUGACAUAAUGACAUCAUCUGGACAGCAGUACAGGCGCAACAGGAGACACCUGAGGAAGACACCCAGCAACAUUCAGGUGUAUGAACCGGACAGUCUCGAUGAUGAGCAAGACAGCACCCCAGAUGCUUCUACCGGGGCUGAUGAGACUGCAUGUGUGGAGCCUUCUCCUCCUCCACCAACGGGUCAAACCAGAAGCGGCCGAGUUAUUAGGCCUCCAGUUAGAUUCAGAGACUAUGUGUUAAGCCAUUAA
This is a messenger RNA of Carassius gibelio (silver crucian carp), 3051 nucleotides long. RefSeq lists its product as uncharacterized. The record is from RefSeq and is a predicted model, not a curated record. NCBI's taxonomy places the organism in Eukaryota, Metazoa, Chordata, Actinopteri, Cypriniformes, Cyprinidae. The transcript has a single exon. Gene Ontology annotation, biological process: proteolysis; DNA integration. Gene Ontology annotation, molecular function: aspartic-type endopeptidase activity; nucleic acid binding. The coding region runs from base 1 to 3051 and encodes 1016 amino acids.